Molecule: messenger RNA, 7832 nt
Organism: Pecten maximus
Lineage: Eukaryota; Metazoa; Mollusca; Bivalvia; Pectinida; Pectinidae
Product: UDP-N-acetylglucosamine--dolichyl-phosphate N-acetylglucosaminephosphotransferase-like
Biological process (GO): dolichol-linked oligosaccharide biosynthetic process; protein N-linked glycosylation
Cellular component (GO): membrane
Molecular function (GO): UDP-N-acetylglucosamine-dolichyl-phosphate N-acetylglucosaminephosphotransferase activity
Source: RefSeq, a predicted model, not a curated record
UGGCGGAUGAAGCAAUAUUUUUACAUGUGUUGAAGUUAAGAUUUUGAAAAAUUCUGAACAUGGAGCUAAGCAGCACACAGACACACCUUUUAAUCAAUACAGGAAUGUCAUUCGUAGGCUUCAUGUGCUUGAUAAACAUAAUUCCCAAGUUCAAAGACAUGUUUGUAGCUGCCAACCUCUAUGGAAUAGACAUGAGCAAACCGGGACGUGCGAAAAUCCCAGAAGCACAAGGUGUAGUGUGUGGUGCUGUGUUUCUCAUCAUCAUGUUCCUCUUCAUUCCAUUCCCAUUCUACAAACACCUGGCCGUCAACAACCAUUCAACAAAGUUUCCUCACAAUGAGUAUAUAGAAUACAUUGCGGCUCUGCUGUCCAUAUGCUGUAUGAUAUUUCUUGGAUUUGCUGAUGACGUCCUGAAUCUGAAAUGGCGCCACAAACUAUGGCUGCCAACAAUGGCGUCCCUCCCUCUUCUCAUGGUAUACUUUGUCAACUUUGACUCAACCAGCAUAAUAGUGCCACUUCCUUUACGGUCAUACCUAGGGCACGACAUUAACCUAGGCGUGUUAUACUAUGUAUACAUGGGCAUGCUGGCAGUGUUUUGUACCAACGCCAUCAACAUCCUGGCUGGAAUUAAUGGUCUGGAGUGUGGACAGGCUGUGAUCAUAGCUCUCUCCGUCCUUCUCUACAACAUUCUAGAGAUGUCAGGUAUCUACCAUCAGGCUCAUGUGUUUAGUGCGUAUUUCAUCAUCCCGUUCCUGGCCGUCAGUUUAGCCCUACUGUAUUACAACUGGUAUCCCUCCCAGGUGUUCGUCGGAGACACCUUCUGCUAUUUCUCAGGAAUGACGUUUGCCGUCGUUGCUAUUUUAGGACACUUUAGUAAAACCAUGCUUCUUUUCUUCAUACCUCAAGUCAUCAACUUUGUUUACUCUGUGCCCCAGCUGUUCAGAUUUGUGCCCUGUCCUCGUCAUCGACUCCCCAGUUACGACUCAAAAACUGACAAGCUGAAGAUGAGUAUGACUGUAAUGAAGAUGUCAAGCCUAAAUCCCCUUGGACAGGUCAUCAUAUGGCUGAUGCGGACACUGGGGGUGCUGUAUGUCGAGGAGAAGGGAGAGACAUUUUCCUGUAACAAUAUGACACUCAUCAAUCUUGUCCUAAAGUUCAUGGGCCCACUCCAUGAACGAUCAUUAUGUGUGGUACUCAUGUUUAUUCAGGUGAUGUGUAGCUGUGUAGCAUUCUUUAUACGAUAUCAAUUGGCCAAAGUAUUUUACGGAGACUGAAAAGGGUUAUCUGCUACAAACAGAUGAGUUUUAUGCCAAAGUAGAGACUGAGUGAUUGAGCCGGCCUACAUCCGUGAUUGACAGGGUGACUGAUGGAGUUGGUGACUGAGAGUAACUUGGAGGAUAAUGUAAUUAAAAUCCAGUGAAAUGAUUUUGAUUGAAUAAUUAUCUGAUAAUUAUCUAAACACCUGAUAUUAAUUAGCUAAUCUCUAAAUCAAAAUUCAAUGUAUUAUUGAUUUUUUUUCCAUAAAUCAGCUGUAAUGUCACAAAAUUUGAGUUUCUUUUCCAGAAUUAUUUAUACACAAUUAAUUUGUAAAUUUUAAAUCCUUCGUUCUUAGUGCAUUUCUCACAAAUGUGAUCGAGUGAAUUUUUUUCUAAUUUUUUACUCAAAAUCAAGAAUUCCAAGUCAGAAAAUUGAUUUCUAGAUAUAUCUAGAAAUUUUGCUUUUUUUUGCUCCAUUGCUGUACAUGUAUUUCGCUUCAAAGAAGCAAUACAUGCUGAACUGAAUCUGUGAGAGUAACAUACUUCACAGGGUGAAAAUACUUCACAGGGUGAUUCCGUGAUUGCUAGGGAUGAAUCAGUCUCACAGGCUAGCUGGGAAAGUUUUGUUUGGUUUGAUUUUGUUUAACGUCCUAUUAACAGCCAGGGUCAUUUAAGGACGUGCCAGGUUUUGGAGGUGGAGGAAAGCCUGAGUACCUGGAGAAAAACCACCGGCCUACGGUCAGUUCCUGGCAACUGCCCCACGUAGGUUUCGAACUCGCAACCCAGAGGUGGAGGGCUAGUGUUAAAGUGUCGGACACCUUAACCACUCAGCCACCGCAGCCCCUAGCUGGGAAAGACAGCUGGCUACAAACCAUUCACUAUAGCAUAACGUCAUCAUUUUAUGCAAUGUAACUAUGUCGUACGAAUGGAAGGCCAUCAUUAAGUGACCUCACACUGGGUAGGGAAAGAAAGCUGGCAUGCACUACAAUGCCAUUCACUAUAGCGUAACAUCAUCAUUUUAUGUAGUGUAACUAUGUUGCAUGCAUGGGAGGCCGUCCUUAAAUGACCUUAGCUGUUGAUAGGACAUUCAACAAAUAAAACCAAACCAAAUAUCGCAAAUUGAAACCAUGAUCAAUUUUGAUGCAUAUUUUCAUGAUUGCAUGAUGAAAAAUUCACAACACCUUACAAUUUGAUACUUUUUAAAGUAUGGUUUGUGAGGAAAAUGAUCAAAGAUGGGCCUGUACCAUGGACAGGGAAUUUCAACACUCAUGUAAGAGUUUGGCUGGCCAGCCCUCAACAAGCCUCAUACUGGCCAGCCAUACUCUUACACGAGGAUUGAGACAUCCCUGUCCAUAGAACAGGCCCAUGUAUGAUUCUGUUAAUCGAAAUUGUUUUGUAAAGAAGGAGGCAGUGGGUCAGAACACACAGGAAUGGUAGAUUUGCACUUUAUUUGUUUGGUUUAUUUAUAAUGAAUAUCUAUGAUAUUAUGUAUGAAAUGCACUAUGUGUUGGUGAUCAAAGAUAAAGAUUUGAAUUUCCUGUCGUAGUUGUACUGUGAUGAAUAUUUAUAAAAUGUGUAUAAUUGGCAUCCAUGUAUUGUAAAUACAUUGUGAUCCAGGUAUUCAUAUCAUCUUAUAGACGACUUCCACAAUGAUCAUGUCAGGAUAUCAAGCCGACCAUCACUGCCCCAUUGAAACGUUCUUUUUUUAAGAACGCUGAUGUGGUGCAGCUGUAUAAGCUGUGGGUAUUUCUGGCUAGGCGAUUGGUAGCAGUAGAUCGUGAGUUGGAGGCCCUGUUGGAGCACAUGUCCUAAAGUUGUCUUCCUUCGUCAAUUGUGUUAUAUAUCAAAUACUGUAUAAUAUUCUGCACUGUUCCGUAGAAAACCGUAACAGGCAAAACUCGAGUAGAGAGCAAUCUACCCAAAUUAAACUUAAAAUCAACCAUCCCUGCUUGUCGUGAUCCAUGGCCUCCUCCUCAAUUAUCAUCUCGGUAGGACGCCCUGAAUACCGUUCGUUAUCCAAGUGGAGAAUGACUUCACUCCAUUUAACCCGAUGAAAUAUGUGUUGGCUCUCUUUAAGUGUAUGAAUUAGGAAUUAAAAAAGGAAGAAAGGAAAUGUUUACAGUUCAAACCACUUGUGAUUUUUCUUUUUUUUUCUUAAUCACAAUACAUGUAUUUGUUUUAGAUUAAUCAUACAUGAUUUUAUAAUGACACUAAAAAGUAUCACAUUUUGGAUGAGAAUGUAAUAUGAUCAGUGCACGUGUGUGUGUGUGGUAAAACGAUUAAGUCUGUCGACUUGUAUACAUGUAUGAGGCUAUAAAGUCUAUAUAUAUGGAAAAUGCCCUUUUUUAAGUUAAUAAAUAAAGUCUGUGAGAUGAAACUUUAGCAAUAGUAAACUAGUACCUAACUAAAAUUACUAAACAGUAUUUCUAUAUAUAAAUUAUGUAUUAAAGAAAUAAAAUGUAAGAUAUUAGAACACGUCUAAACAUUAAUAAUGAGUGAUUUACAAGAGAACUACUGUUGACAGUGAUUCUAAUGUGAUUUACUGUGUGUGUUUAUACUGAGGACAUAUGUCUAGAUGAGAAUUUCAAAAGUAUCAAGAUAAGUCCCAGUAAAAAUAAUAGAUAGUCGAGGACUCUUAGGUUCCAGCUGCUUUACUAGCAAGAUAGCGGAGACUGCAAAUAUACCACAUAGGUAUGUGGCAAUUGUUCAUUAUUAACAUAGUCUACAUUUUCUUAACCCAGAAAAUAGUUAUCAACUUUUCCCAGAUUUCAUAGUAAUUAAGCUUCAGAUAAUGUUUGAAAAUACAUUAAGUUUAAAGAAUACUAGAAAAUGGGGCUUUACCUCAUCUUCCACAAAACAAGACUGCCUUCCACCCCUCCCAUAUGGAUAAAUAUGGAAUAGCCCAAAGUAAUAUCAAGAUACUGAGUAGAUACUGUGAGUUCAUGUAAAACUAUAAUAUCAUGUAUGCCCUGUCUGUGAUAGCUUAUAGAGAAAAACAUUUGGCAAAUGAGAAAGAUCAUGGAUCCUAAAUUUUGUAGUUGGGGACUGUAGAUCAAUUUAAGAUUUUUUUCAUUGUUUGCUAAGAAGACACAAAAGAAAAACAUGUUUCUUUUUCAACUCUUGGUGUACUUAUGUUGUAAAAAUUUACAGCUAUGUACAGAAUUUGUUCAUGAAAUCAUAAUUUGCAUACUCGGACUUUCGAAUAUCCAUAUUCUAAUAUAAAUCAAACCUGUAUAAAGCUGCCUCAGUUUUAGCUCGCCUUUCGAAGAGAGUGAGAGCUAAUAUUUUGUCUCCACGGUUUCUGCGUCAGCUUCAGUGCAAGUAGUCAUAGGCAUCGAUGUUCACCUUUAUAAUUGUAUUUGGGUACGGAAAUCUGGUUUUACCUUUACGAUUGUAUUCAGGUACGGAGAUUUGGUUUUACCUUUACAAUUGUAUUCGGGUACGGAAAUCUGGUUUUACCUUUACGAUUGUAUUCAGGGAACGGAAAUCUGGUUUACGGGUUUCUUUGGGCAUUAAAAGAUUUUUUGGGGGAAAUCUGUAUUUCUAAACAUUUUGGACUUUAAUGUCAAAGUUAAUGUUAAGGUGUGAUGUUAGUGUUCAUGGUGGGUUUUGCAAUAUACCUGGUAGAUUCCAGUUAAUGAACUUAUCUCAUAAUGCUAAUGUUUGGUAUGAGACCAACUUGGUACUGUUGGUGAACCCAUGAAAAUUGAAUAAUUUCAGUUGAAACAUAAUAUAAAUUACAUCAAUAAUUUUCAAUUUAGAAUUGAAUGAAAAUUAUAUUGGAUGUUGCAUCUUAUAUGUGUGAAGAGUACAUAUACUGUGUAAAUGAAAAGUUUUGUUUAAAAAAUAUUUGAUUUGUUGAAGACACAAAAGAUUAUUCUCCAAUGCAGUAUGGCACAAUAAAGUAUGCAUAUACAUUUGUAUAAUUGGAAGGGCAUGAAAAUCCCCCGUUAAGUAUUAUUUUUAGUAUUGAAGUUACAAAUCAUGCAAUACUUUUUGUGGAAAUCGAUUUUAUAUUUGUGUAUAAAUAGGAGGAAUUUUUUUUACAAAUGUUCUAUUGUUCCGAAGAUUUGUGUAUGAAUUUUGUAGUGUGUAUCGCCAUAUAUAUAAAUUCAAAUGCAAUUUUAAAAGCUAAAUAAUAUGAAUUCAAUAAUAAAUUUCAAUCUCUCCAAAUUUGUUAUUGAAUUCAUGUUAUUUAUCUUUUGUGGAAUUGGAGACCACAUUGAACUAAAAUCUACAUCUAAAAGGGGACUUCUUUCAUCAAAAGGCUACAAAACUCCUUUCUUGACGUGCUAUGUUAAGCUCUAGGCUCUAUGUAAAACCUUGUAGCCCCCUACAUACAAGUACUGAAAGUACAUUUCUUUAUCUUUACAAAGUGUUAUUACACCAUACACAUUACUUGUAAUAUUUCUUUUGAGUAAAUACUGUAAACUUACUUAAUUUGGUGUAAUCAAAUUUAAGCACAUUUCCAAAUUUUAACAGAUUAGCGCAUUGAUGAAUUGGCCCGCCAUAACUAUUUUAUACAGAAACAGUAUAUAGAAAAUGCAAUUAGCCCAGUCUUAAUUUAGCGGAAUGCUUUCAGCGCAAAAAGUGCUAAAAUAAAAUUAAUGCUAUAAUAUUUAUGUUCAAAGUACUCAUUUGGCUCGACAUAUAAAUGACAUUUUGUUUAGAAGCAUAACUUGAUAUAGAUUUAAUACAGAGGCCUAAUACAGCAAAGAGGCAGUGGUGGGUGAGUGGUGAAGAUUUCCCGACACUUUAUCACCAGCCCUCCACCUCGGGGGUCGUGAGUUCGAAACCCACAUGGGGCAGUUGCCUGGUACUGAAUGUAGGGUACUCCAGCUUUCAUCCACCUCCAAACCUGGCAUGUCCUUAAAUGACCCUGGCUGUUAAUUAGGACGUUAAACAAAAGAAGAAAAAAAAAAGAAAAAAGACCAACCUAAUACGGAAAUGUCUGCAAAGUCGGGUCAGCAUCGUUGAAAAUUGGUAUUUUUAAUGAUGCUGACCUUACUGAUCUAAUGAAAAACAUCAAUGACUUUAUAAGAUGAAAGAUGAAACAAAAGUUGGUAUAAAAUGGCUGCAUCAAACUUUAUCUCCCAACAUUUAGUUCAGUCACCAGUUAUUUGGACAUACAUAAUUACUUUAUUUUGCAUUUUAUUUUAUCAUUAUUUUAUGUGGUUAACCAGAUCCCAUGUAUGUCUGCAUUUUUUUCUCUUCUUUUUUGGGUGUAUGACUGUGAGUGUGUGAUGCAUGUCUGUGCAGGUCUAUGACACGUGGCUUUGUGAGUCUGUGACAUGUGGCUUUGUGAGUCCGUGACAUGUGGCUUUGUGAGUCCGUGACACGUGGCUUUGUGAGUCCGUGACAUGUGGCUUUGUGAGUCCGUGACAUGUGGAUUUGUGAGUCCGUGACAUGUGGAUUUGUGAGUCCGUGACAUGUGGAUUUGCGAGUCUGUGAACAUAUGGAUUUGUGAGUCCGUGACACGUGACUUUGUGAAUCCGUGACAUGUGGCUUUGUGAGUCCGUGACAUGUGACUAUGUGAGUCCGUGACAUGUGGCUUUGUGAGUCCAUGACAUGUGGCUUUGUGAGUCCGUGACAUGUGGCUUUGUGAGUCUGUGACAUGUGGCUGUAUGAGUCUGUGACACGUGGAUUUGCGAGUCCGUGACACGUGACUUUGUGAAUCCGUGACACGUGGAUUUGUGAGUCCGUGACACGUGACUUUGUGAAUCCGUGACAUGUGGCUUUGUGAGUCCGUGACAUGUGACUUUGUGAGUCCGUGACAUGUGACUUUGUGAAUCCGUGAUAUGUGGCUUUGUGAGUCCGUGACAUGUGACUUUGUGAGUCCGUGACAUGUGGCUUUGUGAGUCCGUGACAUGUGGCUUUGUGAGUCCGUGACAUGUGGCUUUGUGAGUCCGUGACAUGUGGAUUUGCGAGUCUGUGAACAUAUGGAUUUGUGAGUCCGUGACACGUGACUUUGUGAAUCCGUGACAUGUGGAUUUGUGAGUCCGUGACAUGUGGCUUUGUGAGUCUGUGACAUGUGGCUUUGUGAGUCCGUGACACGUGGCUUUGUGAGUCCGUGACAUGUGGCUUUGUGAGUCUGUGACAUGUGGCUGUAUGAGUCUGUGACAUGUGGCUGUAUGAGUCUGUGACAUGUGGAUUUGUGAGUCCGUGACAUGUGGAUUUGUGAGUCCGUGACACGUGGCUUUGUGAGUCCGUGACACGUGGCUUUGUGAGUCCGUGACACAUGGAUUUGCAAGUCAGUGAUGCAUAAUUGUGCGAGUCGGUGAGGUAUGAUUGUGUGCGAGUCGGUGAGGUAUGAUUGUGUGCUGCUGAGGCAUGGUUAUAUGGCUGUACAAGUCUGUGACACAUGACCAUGUGAAUCAAUGAUGCAUGCCUGAGUGAGUUGGAUGACUGUGUGUGAGUGUACUUGUAAUUUAUUUAUCCUAAUGGUACAUUUGUUACCCGGGAGUCUGUUUUUAUAGAUAAUACCAAAAUAUUGUUAUUAUUUGUCAAUUAAUUUUAUGAUAUACAAAUAAUUUUCUUGAGUGAUUUCCUAGUUAUAAUAAAUAUUUGUUAUCUCUG